CCUCCGUGCACAGAUUUUGUUGUACCGGACGGGACGUACAGGCGCGCACACACGUUCGCCGUUUCCUAGGCAACAACAUCCACGUUAAGGAUUUAUUUUAACAACAUGGACAUAAAGGGACGAAAUGUCCUGAGCUGUGGAGAAAAUAUCGUAGACAUGGUUGACAUGGAAGAAGAAAACUUUGCUAUUUCCAGUUCCUCGGCUGCAGACGCUGCUUUUGAUGCUGUUAUUGGCUGCAUAGAGGACAUCAUCAUGGAGGAGGAGUUCCAGCAGCUUCAGAAGAGCUUCUUGGACAAACACUACCUGGAGUUUGAUGACUCUGACGAGAACAAGCUCAGCUACACACCCAUCUUUAAUGCAUAUGUUGACCUGCUGGAGAAACACCUGGAGCAGCAGCUGAUGGAGAAGAUCCCCGGCUUUACCAUGAAUGCUUUCACAGAGCUGCUCGUGCAACACAAAGAGGAGGUACCAGAUGACAUCUUUGACAUGCUGCUGACGUUCACUGACUUCAUGGCCUUCAAGGAGAUGUUUCUGGCAUACAGAGCUGAGAUAGAGGGCCGGGGCCUGGACCUGAGUCAAGGACUGGUGAUCACAUCUCUGGUCCCCACAGGGUCCAAACUAACACACACCAAAUCGCAGUGACACACACACACAGUCCAAACACUUGAAAUGCCUCCUCCUCCAUGUGUUUGUAAAAUUUUGUCUGUGGGCCUUCAGAAAGUUGUUAGCUUGAUUUGUGAGUGUUGUACCCUGAUGGUGAGCUGCUGGAAAGAUCCACAUAAACAUACAGUCUGUGCACAAAUAGCCCCUAACAGGAAAUUCUUAAUAUAUUCAUUCCUCUGUGUUUUAAAUGGUGGAUGGGAUGGAAGAGCCUCUUUGUAGUUAAAGAGUGAUGGUUUUGGCUUCUUUCUGCUCCCCAACCACUGGAUGUAAUGACUGCUUAAAAUAUUCAAAUGUGUUUAACUAGAGUUUGCAGGUGAAAGGCAUAAUCCUGAUUGUACAACCAUCCUCUUAUUCUAGUAUAUAUUUAUUAAGAUUUGGCAUUUAUUAGUUCCGCCUGGUUGGGAAGUAGGAACCCCAAAUUUUGGUGCUGGUACUAGACUUGUGUGUUUCAGGUCAUCCUCUUGGUUCCCAUGUUCCCCUGGCAAGCAGGGGCAGAAACCCUUUGAUGUGAAUGUUUGAAUCUGCUCUCUUUGCCUAGUAUGUUUUUUCAUAAGAAAUGACUACAGCAGAACUGAAGUUUUAAAUUAUUUGGUCAGUUUGCAAACUGUGCCUGUGAAAGUGAUUUUUAAUGUUUAUAGUAAUUGUGUGUCUGCAAUUUAGAAAUAUGAUAUACAGUAUAGUUUUCAGUAGUUCAACGUGUUUUCUACUUGUCUUAACAUGACAGCUGUAAAAGUAUAUUUAUGUUACUGGUGAAAUAUUUUUGAUGUCACAUUUGUUAGUAACAACAUCUUUUAAUAUAACACAGGUCAAGCCUUAA
This is a messenger RNA of Micropterus dolomieu (smallmouth bass), 1480 nucleotides long. It is a transcript of the gene arl2bp, whose product is annotated as ADP-ribosylation factor-like 2 binding protein. The coding region runs from base 106 to 642 and encodes 178 amino acids. Gene Ontology annotation, cellular component: mitochondrial intermembrane space. The record is from RefSeq and is a predicted model, not a curated record. NCBI's taxonomy places the organism in Eukaryota, Metazoa, Chordata, Actinopteri, Centrarchiformes, Centrarchidae. Gene Ontology annotation, biological process: maintenance of protein location in nucleus; positive regulation of tyrosine phosphorylation of STAT protein. The transcript has 7 exons.